AUGCACGUACGUGCCAUGUUUGACUACGAUCCCCGUGAGGAUUUGGAACUGCCUUGCCCAGAAUUGGGUCAGUCUUUCAAAGUUGGUGACAUUUUGGAGAUUGUUGAUGCUGCAGAUUUCACCUGGUGGCAGGCGAGGCAGUACAAGGCCGGAUCCGAACCCACUCCGGCCGGUCUCAUUCCCAGUGCCGACUUGGAGGAGUCGCGUGUUGUUCGAGCAACCAAUGCAAUGCAAGGCGCAUUGACAGUGGAUUCUGUGACUGCCACGAAUCACACCCACCACAUCUCCAGUCUCCUGAGUCUUUUGGCUCCUCGAAAAAUGCCUCGAUCAUCCACAAGUAAUAGCAGUAUCGGUGGCAGUGGUUUGAACGGACUUCCAGGCAAUCUGGAGCGUUCUCUCUCCCAUUGGAUGCCAUUUCGACGGAGAUUGGGACAUCGUAGACACCGAAGUGUCUCCAGACGUCGUGCAGCCAGUAGACGUAGGGGAUGGACCACGGAAAGAAGUCAUUCCUCAGAGACGUUUAGUUUUGCUCAAGACGAUGACGAGGAGAGGGAAAUGCGAGGUGAUGACGUGUUUGCACUGCGACAGAAUGGACACUACUGUGAGGAGAUUUCCAGUAUUGGAAGCACCAUUCCCAGUCGAACUUGUUCUCGAUGCAAUUCAACGCUACCGGUGAGAAAUUCUUAA
Messenger RNA from Hydatigera taeniaeformis, 687 nucleotides. The record is from the annotation of a GenBank genome assembly. NCBI's taxonomy places the organism in Eukaryota, Metazoa, Platyhelminthes, Cestoda, Cyclophyllidea, Taeniidae.